This is a messenger RNA of Saprolegnia parasitica CBS 223.65, 1485 nucleotides long. RefSeq lists its product as hypothetical. The record is from RefSeq and is a predicted model, not a curated record. NCBI's taxonomy places the organism in Eukaryota, Oomycota, Saprolegniomycetes, Saprolegniales, Saprolegniaceae. The transcript has a single exon. Bases 24 to 1379 code for a protein of 451 amino acids.
UGCCAGACCAAGAUUGACGCAGCAUGAGCCCUCCCGUGCGCAUCGAUUUUCUCUCGCACUGCAGCGACGGCGACUUCUUUAGCACGCGCGCGCCCAAGGCCAAGUUCCGCACCGCCCUCCGCGAGUUCCGGGACCUGCUCUCGGACGAGUCGAGCACUGGCUUUGACCUCUUCCGCAGCAAGAUGGAGACGGCUGUGCAUCUCGUUGUCAACGACGCCGUGGGCGGCAACGUCCCGACCUUUGACGUGGCGCUCAACGUGCUCGACAGCCUCAGCCGUCACUUCCAGGCGGUGCGAGACGAGACGGCAAAGGCGUACUUGCGCACCAUCCGCUGGGGCAUCACGGGCUUCCAGGUCUUCAAGAGCAUGGACGCCACGUCUCGCCUUGGCGGCAAUCUGAACCACAACCACGCGACCAUUGCCAACUGCGUCAAGGACCAUUGGUCGGUGAUUGCGUACGUGCAAAUGGAGAUGAUUGUGUGCUGCCUCGAAUGGCUUCACGGUGCGCUCGUGGCCUGGAACGCCACGCAAGAAGAUGCCCGCGCAAGCCGCGCGUCGGCCUCGGAGCAGUCGAGCGUGGCCGACCCGACUGAGCGCCCGUCGACGCCCAACGUGCCCACGGAGCCACCGACGCCGCAGUAUACGAUCGACCCCUCGACGCACAACAUUACCGCGCCGCCCACGGCCAGCAGCGGCCUGCCACGCGCGCCCCCGCCGUCCACGUCGACGUUGGAACAGAUGUUGUCUUCACUAUCGACGGGCCCGUUGCCGCUGCCAAGUGGGCAGACGUCUUUCUCGGGUGGCCCGACGUCGACGGUUGGUCGCUCGUCGCCGUCGACAUCGCGCAUCGUCUCGUCACCGUCGACCUCGCGCAUCGUCUCGUCGAUCGAGUCUCCGUUUGACGAAGCGUCGCGGCUGUCGGCCGCCCGUGACGGACAAGCCGCGUAUCCACCGACCUUCAAUGCACCAUCGCCCUUUCGUAUGUCGUCGCCGUUGCUCUCGAAGCUCGCGACAGACGUGCUGAAGGAGCUCCGUACGCGCAGCUGCUUGGGCAUGAAGCCGCGCCACUACGCCAAGUGCAAGCGAGAGAAUUGGUGCACGUCGGCGAGCUGUAGCUAUGGCCAUACGAAGGAAGAGCUCAAGAUCAUUGGCAUUGCGCGUGCGAUUGCGCGCGGCGGCAUGUGGAAGACGUCGGUCUGCGACAAGUCGCCGAAAUGCCCCUACGGCAUUGGCUGCGACUACCUCCACGACGACGACAAGCGAGAGACGAUCCACGCGAUCAAGUCGCAUGCGUCGCAGCUCGUUGACCACACGUAUGUCACCGACGGUCAACUCUAUAUUGAAUUUUACAACGGCGAGACCGUCACGAUCGCGACGUAGCAACCCACGCAAUCUACUGUAAGGACUGAUUGAUUGCCAUUAUUAACACUGGUUGACUCUCUCGUGUCGAUUCUCUUGUACCUCGAACGAGCCUUUGCACCACGAC